AGUUUGGCAAAGAAUUCAGUCAGUUACGAAAUUUUGUUCAAUACACUUCUAGUUUUUUUUUCUCUAAUUCUAACGCGUUUUUGAGAGAAAGUAAAUACAUUUGCAAAGGAACUGGAGUAUAAAUCACAUCACAUCAAGUGUCAGUUAGCUGUAAUCGAUCAGCAAAGUCGAUUUCGAUUAAUUGUUUUUUUGGUCGUGGUGGUGUUAGUUAGUACAACGGACACGUGAUGAGUGUCAACGAUAACCCGCCAAAGGAUGAUAAAUCCUUUUAUAACAGUAAUAUAACACUUGACGGACAAAAUGCGGGCUCCACGGUGCCCAUAAAUGGCGAACCCAAGAAAACCAGUUGGUGGAGUCGCGGCAAGAAGGGCACCGAAACACCAACCCCCAGCGAGGGCAGUGAAGAGGAUCCCGAUGCCAAGCCCAAGAAUGAUGUUGCCCCAGUGGCAUUCUACAAAAUGUUUAAAUAUGCCACACCCAUGAAUAAAAUGAUGUACGCCGUUGGUAUUGUGUCAGCUGUUGCCACCGGCCUAACCACACCGGCCAACAGUUUAAUUUUCGGUAAUUUAGCCAAUAAAAUGAUUGAUUUUGCCGGUGAAGAGGGUCCCGGAAACAUGACAUACGAUACACGAUCUGAUCCAGCUAACCAACUCUUGGAGGCCGUCCAAACGUUUGCCUUCCAAAACACGAUGAUCGGUGUUGUUAUGUUGGCCUGCAGUUACAUCUCGGUAACGCUGUUCAAUUACGCUGCGCACGCCCAGAUAUUACGUAUACGCGGUAAAUUCUUUAGAUCGAUCCUGCAUCAGGAUAUGUCCUGGUAUGAUGUCAAUCAAAGUGGUGAAGUGGCCAGUCGCAUGAAUGAAGAUUUAUCCAAAAUGGAAGAUGGUCUCGCCGAAAAGGUGGUGAUGUUUGUCCAUUACAUUGUGGCCUUUAUUGGUUCGAUUAUUUUGGCCUUUGUCAAGGGUUGGCAAUUGGCUUUGGUGUGUCUGUGCAGUUUGCCGGUAACUUUCAUUGCCAUGGGUUUUGUGGCCGUUGCCACAUCGAAAUUGGCAAAGAAAGAAUUAAGCGUAUAUGCCUCGGCUGGCACAAUUGCCGAAGAGGCUCUCAGCGGUAUACGGACGGUCAAGGCUUUCGAGGGUGAACCCAAGGAAAUCCAAGCCUACAAAGAAACCAUUGUCGAUGCUCGCAAAUUGAAUAUCAAACGGAAUUUUUUCUCCGGUCUGGGCUUCGGUCUGUUGUGGUUCUUUAUCUAUGCCUCAUAUGCACUGGCCUUUUGGUAUGGUGUUGGAUUGGUCUUGAAGAACUAUCACGGUGACAAAUACUACAGCAAUUAUGAUUCUGGUACUAUGAUCACGGUCUUCUUCUCCGUGAUGAUGGGUUCCAUGAACAUUGGCAUGGCCUCGCCCUAUAUUGAGGCUUUUGGUAUUGCCAAGGGUGCCUGUGCCAAAAUCUUCAAGUUGAUCGAUCAGAUUCCCACCAUUUAUCCCAUUGAACCGCGUGGCACUCGUCUCAAUCAUCCGCUCAUCCACAUUGAGUUCCGCAACAUUGAUUUCAGUUAUCCCACCCGUAAAACGGUGCAAAUUUUGGAUAAAUUUUGUUUGCGCAUUGCCCGAGGCCAAACGGUGGCUUUGGUUGGUUCCUCCGGCUGUGGUAAAUCGACGUGUAUUCAGUUGAUCCAACGUUUCUAUGAUCCCGAUGGUGGCAAUGUUUAUUUCAAUGAUGUUGAUUUGAAGGAUCUGAAUAUUGAGUGGCUGAGAUCACGCAUUGGUGUGGUGGGCCAGGAACCGGUACUGUUUGGCACCACCAUCUACGAAAAUAUUCGCUAUGGUCGUGAAGAUGCUACCAAGGAACAAAUCGAAGCUGCCGCCCGUGCUGCCAAUGCCAUGACAUUUAUUAACAAACUACCCGAUGGUUUCCACACCUUGGUUGGUGAACGUGGCGCCCAAUUGUCCGGUGGUCAGAAACAACGUAUUGCCAUUGCCCGCGCGUUGGUUAGAGACCCCGAAAUUCUUUUGCUCGAUGAAGCUACCUCUGCCCUGGAUACGGCCAGUGAAGCCAAGGUACAGGCUGCCUUGGAAAAGGCCAGUGUUGGUCGCACCACAAUUAUUGUUGCCCAUCGUCUGUCCACCAUUCGUCGUGCCGAUCGCAUUGUGGUCAUUAACAAGGGUCGCGUGGUCGAGAGUGGUACCCACAACGAAUUGAUGGCCCUGAAGAGCCAUUACUAUAAUCUGGUAAUGACCCAAUUGGGUGAAGAUGCCGAUGCCAGCACACCUGGAGUGGGCCAAAAGGAAUUCCUCCUAAAUGCCAAGGAUGAAGAUGAGGAACAAAUUACCAUUAACAAAGAGGAGACAGAGACCACAGAACUAAUCGUAGAAGAGGAAAAAUUCAAUCUAUGGAAAAUUUUGAAAAUGAAUGCCGAAGAAUGGCCACAAAUCUUGUGCGGUUGUGUGUGUUCAAUAAUUAUGGGUGCAGCUAUGCCAUUGUUUGCUGUGCUCUUCGGUUCGAUUUUGGGUGUUUUGGCUGUGCGUAACAAUGAUGCCUAUGUGAGAAGUGAAACGAAUACCUUCAGUUUAUAUUUCCUGAUUUGUGGUAUUGUUGUGGGCAUAGCAACCUUUUUGCAGAUCUACACCUUUGGCAUUGCCGGUGAACGUUUGACCGAACGUCUGCGUGGCAUGAUGUUUGAGGCCAUGAUGAAAAUGGAAAUCUCUUGGUUUGAUGACCGGGCAAAUGGUACGGGUAGUUUGUGUGCCCGUCUGUCGGGUGAUGCCUCGGCUGUACAGGGUGCAACUGGUCAACGUAUUGGUACCAUUGUCCAAUCUAUAUCCACUCUCUUAUUGGGCAUUGGCCUCUCAAUGUACUACGAAUGGAGUUUGGGUCUAUUGGCUUUGGCAUUUGCCCCCUUCAUUUUGAUUGCCACCUAUUUGCAGCGCAAGGUUAUGGCCCAGGAAAAUAUGGGUACCGCCAAGACCAUGGAGAAGUGUACCAAGCUUGCCGUUGAAGUUGUCUCAAAUAUUCGUACUGUAGCUUCUUUGGGUCGCGAAGAAAUGUUCCACAAGCAAUAUAUGGAUAUGCUGUAUCCUGCCGUAGAGAAAGCCAAGCGUAAUACACAUUUCCGUGGUUUUGUCUAUGGUCUGGCACGUUCCUUGAUGUUCUUUGCCUAUGCUGCCUGUAUGUAUUAUGGCGGUUGGUGUGUCGUCCACAAGGGCAUGAAUUUCAGUAAUGUCUUCAAGGUGUCGCAGGCUUUGAUUAUGGGCACGGCUUCCAUUGCCGGUGCUUUGGCCUUCGCUCCCAACUUCCAAAAGGGUAUCUCGGCUGCUGAGGCCAUUUACAGGCUGAUAACACGUCAACCGAAAAUUGUCGAUAGCCCUGGUGUAUCGAUGCAGCCAUGGACCUCGGACGGCAAUGUUUCGUAUAACAAUGUUAAAUUCUCAUAUCCCACACGUAAGGAAAUUCAGGUGUUGCGUGACUUGAGUUUGGCCGUUGAGAAGGGUCAAAAGAUUGCCUUGGUUGGUCCAUCGGGUUGUGGUAAAUCGACGUGUAUUCAAUUGCUGCAACGUUUCUAUGAUGUUGAUGGUGGUUCCGUGACCAUUGACAAGAUUGAUUUGCGCAAUUUAUCGUUGCACAAUUUGCGCAAACAAUUGGGUAUUGUAUCGCAAGAGCCCAUACUCUUCGAUAGAUCGAUACGUGAGAAUAUUGCCUAUGGUGAUAAUGUGCGCAUUGUAUCCGAUCAGGAGAUUAUUGAAGCUGCCAAGAAGGCCAAUAUUCAUAACUUUAUUGUUGGCUUGCCAAUGGGCUAUGAAACACGUAUGGGUGAAAAGGGUACCCAAAUGUCUGGUGGUCAAAAACAGAGAAUUGCCAUUGCCCGAGCAUUGGUGCGUAAUCCCAAAAUCCUCUUGCUCGAUGAAGCCACCUCAGCUCUGGAUGCCGAAAGUGAAAAGGUGGUACAAGAUGCCCUGGAGGUUGCCAGUGCCGGUCGUACCAGCAUCAGUAUUGCCCAUCGUCUCUCAACCAUUGUUGAUUGUGAUACGAUUUUCGUCUUUGACGAGGGCAAAGUGUGUGAAUAUGGUACACACAAGCAGCUACUCGAAAUGCGUGGUCUCUACUACACCCUCUAUAAAUUGCAAACGGGUGCUAUGUAAGGGAAACUAGAAAGAGAAAGAAACAUGGAUCAUAGAAAACACAUUCCUGCCUCAUAUACUCAUCGUUCUAGCGUUCCUCUAGUCCAUAAGUUUAAACAUACAUUCAUUCAUUCAUUCAUUUUAGCCAAAUAACACAACCCGACAAAUAUUUACAUAGGAAUCGAACAAGAAGUGUAUUUAACGCUUAAGUAUUUUUAUUGUGUUUAUUUAUUACGCUUUCUUAGAUGUAUUUUAAAUUAAGAAAAUUGUUUUUGUACACAAUAUUCUAUAAGUAGAUAAUUUAACGACACAAAAAAAUAGAAAAAAAACUUAGUCUGUAAGUGCACGUGUAUUUAUAUUUGUAG
Musca domestica (house fly) is the source of this 4483-nucleotide messenger RNA. It is a transcript of the gene Mdr50, whose product is annotated as ATP-dependent translocase ABCB1. Gene Ontology annotation, cellular component: membrane. Gene Ontology annotation, molecular function: ATP binding; ATP hydrolysis activity; ABC-type transporter activity. Lineage: Eukaryota; Metazoa; Arthropoda; Insecta; Diptera; Muscidae. The record is from RefSeq and is a predicted model, not a curated record. The transcript has 10 exons. Gene Ontology annotation, biological process: transmembrane transport. Bases 228 to 4139 code for a protein of 1303 amino acids.